Messenger RNA from Pseudomyrmex gracilis, 1049 nucleotides. Its product is annotated as protein RER1. Gene Ontology annotation, cellular component: Golgi membrane. NCBI's taxonomy places the organism in Eukaryota, Metazoa, Arthropoda, Insecta, Hymenoptera, Formicidae. The transcript is spliced from 6 exons. Bases 152 to 739 code for a protein of 195 amino acids. The record is from RefSeq and is a predicted model, not a curated record. Gene Ontology annotation, biological process: retrograde vesicle-mediated transport, Golgi to endoplasmic reticulum; protein retention in ER lumen.
ACUGUACACAGAACGUUUAAUUAAAUAUAUAUGCGAUGUACCACUAAAUGUUGUGACGUGUUACAUAUAUAUGUAUAUAUUUUAGUUUUUUCCAACAAAUUACUCAGCAGGUUGCGUGUCGCGUGCAGCGAGAAAACGGCAGUAAGAAAAAAUGAUGCAAGAUGAGGAUUUAAACUCUCGAGGAAGACGGAAUGUUGUCUGGGAAGCAAUAGGGAAAAUAAAACAGAUAUACCAGAGAUAUCUAGAUUUAUGGACUCCUCAUGUAAUAUCAAGAUGGAUAUUUACUAUAUUUCUAGUAAUUCUUUUUAUUCUACGUAUAGUUAUCUCUCAAGGAUGGUAUAUUGUUACAUAUGCAUUAGGAAUUUAUCACCUCAAUUUAUUUAUAGCAUUUCUUACUCCUAAAAUUGAUCCUGCUAUGGAUUUCGAUGAUGGAGAAGGUCCCGAAUUACCAACAAGGUCGAAUGAAGAAUUCAGGCCAUUUAUUAGAAGAUUGCCUGAAUUUAAAUUUUGGUACUCAGUAACCAAAUCCACAAUUGUUGCCAUGAUAUGCACCCUAUUUGAUUGCUUUAAUAUACCAGUAUUCUGGCCGAUACUUGUUAUGUAUUUCAUAACACUGUUUCUUAUUACAAUGAAACGACAAUUAAAGCAUAUGAUUAAAUAUAAAUAUCUGCCAUUCACUUAUGGCAAACCAAAAUAUCAGAAUCAUGAGGACACCUCGCGGUUAACAUCGCCAAAAUGAAUAGAAACAAAGAACAUAUUGUGCCUGUGUAGGCGUGCAACUGUGUAGAUUUUAAUUUUUUUCAAUAGCGCGAGAAAUAUUUAGCAAAGAAAGAAACAAGCGAGAAAAUUCUUUAUAACAUUAACAGGAAGAAUACAGUAAUCGUGUAAGGAAAGGACAAAUUUCGCGCAAGGACAUACCAAGUAACUAUAAAUUAUAUAAGCUGAAAUAUAAAUUGAAUUAUCUCUUAAUAUAUUUGUAUCAUACAUCUUGUACAAAGUAUUGUUAGCCUUUAUCUCAUAAAAAAAAGAUAAAGAUAACGUGGUCACAA